Messenger RNA from Spirodela intermedia, 1670 nucleotides. NCBI's taxonomy places the organism in Eukaryota, Viridiplantae, Streptophyta, Magnoliopsida, Alismatales, Araceae. The record is from the annotation of a GenBank genome assembly.
AUGGCGUCCUUGUGCCUCUCCCCUCCUCUGCCCCUACACCACCGCCUGCAGCGUCUGGAGGCUUGGAAGAGCCAGCCAUGGCGGCUCUGCCGCCUCAAGUACGGGCCGAUGAGGGCUUCCGCCGCUCAGGGAGACAGCGCUGUGGAGCCCCCCAAACCAGCGCGCCGAGGCCGGAAGAAGUCGGACACCUCCUCGGCUUCCUCCGUCAAGAAGGUCGCCACCACCACCUCCUCCAGGUCCAGGAAGAAGUCCAAAGCACCCGCCGAGGAGCAGGCGGCGGCGGCGGAUGUGGGAGUUGAGACGAAGUCGGAGGAGGAGGGAGAUGAGGAUUUCGACGACGGGAUGGACUUCCCCUACGAUUGGCCGCCGCUGGUGUGCUGUUACGGAGCGGCUCAGCGGGAGUUCAUCCCCACCGUGCGCGUUUCCGACCGCCAGAUGCACCCCGACCAGUACUCCUCGUGGAAGGGCCUCCAGUGGAACCCGCCGGAGUUCGUGCGGGCACCCGGAGGCCCGCCGUCGAACGUGGCGAUCGCCCACGUCCGGCUGGGUGGGCGAGCGGCGUUCAUGGGGAAGGUCGGCGACGACGACUACGGCCGCGACCUGGUGUACACGAUGAACCUGGAGAAGGUGCAGACGCGGGCCGUGAAGAUCGACUCCUCGGUGAAGACGGCCACCUCGCAUAUGAAGAUCAGCUUCCAGGGGGACGGCAGCGGGAAGAUGGUGGCCGAGACCAUCAGGGACUGCGCCGAGGACGCCCUGCGGAGGUCGGAGUUGAAUGUCUCCGUCUUGAAAGAAGUAGGUGAUCGACCCCCUCGAAUUGUAUAUUCUUUCAGGUGGAUCCAAUCCUAUCCAAUCCAUGGCUCGAAAGAGCGUAAUCGAGAGGAAGAAGAGAUUUGAGGUGGCGGCGGAGGGGAGGAGGGGCUCGUGUCUGGGAUUCUUCCUUGAUUUUGGGAUUUGAAUGGCUGGAAUGGAUGCAGGCGAGGAUCUUCCACUUCAACUCGGCCGUGCUCAUGUCCCCCUCGAUGCGCCCCGCGCUGCUCAGGGGGAUCAAGCUGUCCAAGAAGUUCGGCAGCGCCGUGUUCUUCGACCUCAAUCUGCCCCUGCAGCUGUGGAGGUCCCGCGGGGAGACGUGGGAGUUGAUCCGGGGGGCCUGGGGCGAGGCAGACGUCGUCGAGCUCACCAAGCAGGAGCUCGAGUUCCUCCUGGACGAGGAGCACUACGAGCGGCGGAGGAACUACCAGCCGCAAUACUUCUCCGAGUCGGUGGAGCAGACGAAGAACCGGCGGGACUACUACCACUACACCCGCGAGGAGAUCGCCCCGCUGUGGCACCAAGGGAUGAAGAUCCUGUUCGUGACCGACGGGACCCUGCGGGUGCACUACUACACGCCGGCGUUCGACGGGGUGGUGAUCGGGACGGAGGACGUGCUGAUCACCCCCUUCACCUGCGACAGGACCGGCUCCGGCGACGCGCUGGUGGCGGGGCUCCUGCGGAAGCUGGCGAUCCACCCGGAGAUGUACGAGGACCAGCACUCGCUGGAGCGGCACAUCCGGUUCGCCAUCGCCGCCGGGAUCAUAGCGCAGUGGACAGUCGGCGGCGUCCGGGGGUUCCCCACUGAGAGUGCCACCCAGAAUCUGAAGGAGCAGGUCUAUGUUCCUUCCAUGUGGUGA